This is a messenger RNA of Vicia faba (fava bean), 642 nucleotides long. NCBI's taxonomy places the organism in Eukaryota, Viridiplantae, Streptophyta, Magnoliopsida, Fabales, Fabaceae. The record is from the annotation of a GenBank genome assembly.
AUGGCUUGUUGGUCUGCAGAAAAUGCCACUAAAGCCUAUCUCAGCACUUUGAAAAUGGAUCAAAAGGUUAAAGAACCAUCAAUUUCUGAAUUUAUAUCAGCAUUAGCAGCUGGAAACAAUGCACAACUAAUGGUAGUAGCUUGUGCUGCUGCAGCUGAUUUAACAACAUUUGCACUAAUUGCUGCUGCUAAUCAAACUAAUGGCAAUGUGAUAUGCAUUGUACCUAACAAUGAAGAUUUACUUGCCUCAAAAUAUUUCUUAGGAGAAGAUUCAAAUAAAGUGAAGUUCAUGAUUGGAAAAGAAGCACAAGAAUUAGAUGUGUUAAACAAAGCUGAUUUUGUGGUAAUUGAUUGUAACCUUGUGAACCAUGAAGAGAUUGUGAAAUUAGUAGAAAUUGGUGAUGGUAAUAAGCAAAGGGAAAUAGUUGUUGUUGGUUACAAUGCUUUUAGUUGUAAAGGGUCAUGGGGAACAUGUAUAUCAAAAACACAAUUGCUUCCUAUUGGUGAAGGGUUGUUUCUGACAAGAUUUGGAGAAAAUAAUGCUAUUAGUCCUAAAUGGAGUGCUCGAAGCCGGUGGAUUGUGAAGGUUGAUAAAUGCACUGGUGAAGAAAAUGUUUAUAGAAUAAAGCUUCCUCAAAGAUAA